Aspergillus puulaauensis is the source of this 1056-nucleotide messenger RNA. Its product is annotated as alpha/beta fold hydrolase. Lineage: Eukaryota; Fungi; Ascomycota; Eurotiomycetes; Eurotiales; Aspergillaceae. Bases 1 to 1056 code for a protein of 351 amino acids. The record is from RefSeq and is a predicted model, not a curated record. The transcript has a single exon.
AUGGCCUUCCUAACCGCCGCUGAAGUCGUCGCCCACCCGGCCUACCAGUCCCUGGACUGGAAACUGUCCCCGACGACAUCUGGCACAUGCCCCGUCGCUCAAACCCGCCGCGGAGGCCCUCUCAAUCUCUACUACCAGAUCCAUGGCACCGGUCCUACAAAGGUCGUCGUAAGUAUCCAUCCUCACCUUACUUUUUACGAAGGCAUUCUGACAGUACAGUUCAUCAUGGGCCUCAACGCCGUGCAUAGCGACUGGAAGCGCCAAACCAAGUUCUUCGGGCACACCCACGGAUCCAAAUACUCGGUGCUGGUCUUCGACAACCGCGGCGUGGGCAAAUCCGACAAACCGCUAUCCUACUACUCCACGUCCGAGAUGGCCCAAGACGCCGUCGACCUCCUCGUCGCCCUAAAAUGGCUUGACCCCUCUACACCGCCGACACGCGACAUCAACGUCAUCGGCGCAAGCAUGGGCGGGAUGAUCUCGCAGGAACUGGCGAUGCUGAUCCCCGAGCGACUGGCGAGCCUGACGCUGUGCUGUACGGCGCCGCGACUUGUGCGGACGGCGCCGUUCCUGGAGAACCUGCGCGAGCGCGCGGAGAUGUUCAUACCCAAGAAGAUGGAUGUGGAGCUUGAGCGGCUGGCGCAUUCGUUGUUCCCUGCGGAUUUCCUGGCGCUGCCGGAUGACGAGUUUGAUGAGCCCGAGAAGAACUUCCCGACGAAGCGCGAUCGGUUUGCGGCGGGGCGGUUGCGCAAGUUGGCGGAUCCGGAGGGGUUCACGAAGAUGGGGUUUAUAAUGCAGGUUGUUGCGUGCUAUUUUCAUCACAAGUCGCCGGCGCAGUUGAAGACCUUGGGGGAUCGAGUUGGGCGAGAGAGGAUUGCGGUGCUGCAUGGGACUGUGGAUCGAAUGUUGACGUUUCAUCAUGGCGAGCUGUUGAAUCGAGACUUGGGCGAGGGGAUUCUGUACAAGGUAUGGGAGGGGAGCGGGCAUAUGUUGCCGUGGGAGAAGGAGGAGGAGAUGAAUCAGUUGGUGGAAGAGCUUGUGCAGCGAUGCAAUUAG